Molecule: messenger RNA, 11975 nt
Organism: Ceratina calcarata
Lineage: Eukaryota; Metazoa; Arthropoda; Insecta; Hymenoptera; Apidae
Exons: 7
Coding region: 555-9623 (3022 amino acids)
Cellular component (GO): nucleus
Molecular function (GO): ATP hydrolysis activity; ATP binding
Source: RefSeq, a predicted model, not a curated record
GCUAUGGCGUCUAUCGAACGUGUGUAUGUGUAUGUCAUUAGUUUUAAUCCGCAAUUAACAGCUAAUUAAGCGGUCGUGUACGUGAACUGCAAGUCGAAUUAUACCUGUGCGGGAUUCAUACGAACGCCGGUUGCCAAACAACGUGAUUUCCUAGUGUUCGUCGUAAAGCCAGAUCGGCUCGUCCAAAAACAAACAUUCUGAGGUGAUUUCAUUCAUCCUGUUUGACAGCUCCUGGUCUAAAUUACAUAUUUCGAACAUUAUGAGCACCUCGUACCGAUUUGUUCUAUUACCUAGCCACGAAUUGAACUGUGCUUCCGCUACGACCAUCUCAUUAAAACAGUAUGGUCCAAAUCGCUGUCGAUAGAGUUGUUCCCCAGCUCGAGAAUGUGACCAAGCUGAUUUCUCAACAAGCAUUAAAGAAAAUAUAAUAACGAACAAAUGCUUUAAGUGAUGUAAAAAGAACCUUAGUGUUGCUUAGGACAGUGACAAGACAUUCCAUGAUUGUAUCCAAAAUUUUAAUGAGACACAUCGUGACUUAAUGGACUUUACACAUCAUGUCAAAUAGUUUGGACAGUUUUUUAACACGUAUUGGGGAUGUCACUAUAGAACGUGUGACUCCUCGUUCUGGCUCUAAGCCUAAUGAAAUAGCAAUGUCAAAUGAAACAUCAACAAAUACAAACAUGAACAAUGUAGAACCUCAAACAGGAAAUGAUGAAAGUUCAGAGGAAUCUAGUGGCGAAACAUCUGAUGGAGAGCACGACAAGAAAAAUGAUGCACUGCAGUCAGAGGAAGUAGAAGAAAUACGUUCAGAAGGUUCAGGAGACGAUAUGGAUUUAGAUGAAACAAUUGAUUCACAAAUUGGCGUAAGAGUGGAACCAGAACGGCAGCAUCAUUCUCAACCUGAAGAUGAUGACGAAGAACCAGUUAAUAUAUUGGAUACUUUGCCAUUGGAAGGAGCUCCCAUAGAGGGUCAAGAGGUAUCUGAAGCAGAUUUACUUGGGAAACCAAUUUUAAAAGAUAUAGAUGAUGAAGAAAGCAUAGAACAUGAGAAUGACAAACAUGAAGGUCAUUCCAUGGAAGAGGAAGGUGCAGAGGGUAAUAAGAGACAUGCUGAUUCAGACCAUUCUGAUACGACCAAAAAAAAGCAGAAAAAAGAUGACGGAACAGAAGGGUCUACAUCAGAAUGUGAAUCAAAGGCAGAAAAGAAGUUAGCAAAUAUGAGGAGGAAUAUUAGAGAAGUCAUGGAUGAGACUCAACUCGAUGAAGCUACAUUAUCAGCUCAAAGACAAGAGAUGGAACGUCUUCGAAGGGUACAAGAACAGCAGAGAAUUAUCCGUGAAGUUCAACGGCAGAUAGCAAUAAAUAGGCAGAACCAUAAAACGCAAACAAGAGUGAUUAGUCUUUUACAAGGAAAACAAAAUCAAGCAGGCACUACUACUAUUUCACAAUCGUCAUCCUCUCCAUCUACGCCAGUCCGUUUGCCGAAUACCGUGUUUCUUAAAGUAAAUUCGGGAUCUGGGUCUGGAUCCCAAACUACUUCUAGUAUGCCAGCGAAUCAAAUGCAAAGAAGAUCUGUUGAAAGUACACGAUGGCAAAAGGGUAGAGGCGUCUAUCAAGGAGCGCAAACGUCAAUUUCUCGAGUUGGAAAUCGUGUCAGCGGACCUAAUAUGUUGCCACAAAGAAUUCGAAUGAUGACACCUUCUGUGAGCAUAUCGCCUGUGGUUCCUAAAAAAGAACCGAUCGAUAGAUCUGAAUAUUAUUCAGAUUCCGAAAUGUCAGACGCAGAAGCUGAAGAAGUUCUGCGCGAGAAACAAAUGCAUGCCGUCAAAAAGGCAUCGUUUAGUUCAAAAUCGCAGAAAGCGCCGAAAGGCAAAGAUGUGGUCACAAUAUCUAGUUCUAGCGAAAGUUCGGACGACGACUGUAUAGUUUUAAGUGAUCCGAGUGGAGAGGAAGAAACAGACAACGAAGAUGAUCCAUCCAAUUCUGGCAUGCAUACGAAUGAUAGAUAUAACAUUCCAGAUGAACAUGGUAGAGUGUUGAUAAACGUGGGUCAUCCUGAAACAGAGCCUGAUGUAUAUUUAGCUCCACAGGUAGCUCGUAUUAUUAAACCACAUCAAAUUGGUGGCAUCCGUUUUCUUUAUGACAAUAUUGUCGAAAGCAUUGAAAGGUACAAAACUAGUUCUGGUUUUGGUUGUAUUCUUGCUCAUAGUAUGGGUUUAGGAAAAACACUUCAAGUUGCUAGCUUUUGUGAUAUUUUUUUUCGCUGUACUUCUGCUAAAAAGGUACUUUGUAUUAUGCCUAUAAAUACAUUGCAAAAUUGGUUAGCAGAAUUUAAUAUGUGGUUACCGUAUGAGGAUCCUAACGCUCCGGAGAAACAAAAUAAAGGCUCGGUUCUUAAAUCAGAGUCUAACAUAGAGCUUAAACAAGAAGUUAAGGAGGAAAGUGGGAAUCAGAGUGAUAUGUCAAAUAUGUCUAGUAUGUCCAAUGUCUCGAGGCCUAUUAGUACGGAAUCAGCACACCGUUUCGGGCAAGAAAGUGCAUCCCAAACUAUGAAUAUUAUGUCAGAAAAUCCGUAUCUCCAUCAGGGCUAUGAAACUCAUAAUAUGAUGUCGUCUGGUUACGUACAGGAUAAUAUGAUGAGUAAAACCAUGCCAGAUUCGCAAGUGCACAUGAAUGAAAAUUAUCAUAACGAUAUGCCACGAAAUGCAUUAUAUAAUGCAACUCCAAAUCCAAUGCCAAAUUUUGAAUCGAUGAAAACAGAAGUAAAUUGCCAUGGUAUGCAACAGAGACAAAAUAUACGAGAUGGUAAAUACGGAGUUGAAAAUCAAAAUUCUGGUAACGUGUAUCCUGGUUUAGAAAAUCGGCCCCAGCCUUCUAUAUAUACAGGAGUAGAAUCUCGAAACCCUAAUACAUUAUAUCACGGGGUUGAAAAUCAUCCUGGGCCAAUGUAUCCUAAUUACGAUAAUUCUACCAAUACUUUCCCCAAUUACACAAAUCGAUCAAUUCAAGAAUCAGAUCAAGAAUUAAGGAAAGAUUGCUUUAAAAAUGCUUUACCUCCUAUGAAUACAGAAGUUAAUGUAAAAAGAGAGCCUGAAGAACCUAUGAAAAAAGAAGAAGGUACUUGCACGACAAAAGAAGAGAACGUUAACGAAGAAAAGAAGGAAGUUGAGAAAGUUAAAACACCAUACAGCAUUGACUCCCCUAUUGGUAUGGAAAUGAGACCACGACAUUUUCGUCUGCAUAUUUUGAACGACUCCCAUAAAACGAUGACAGCAAGGGCGAAAGUAAUUCAUGAGUGGCAAGUUGAUGGUGGUGUGCUGUUAAUUGGAUAUGAAUUAUUCAGACAAUUAUCUCUUAAAAAGCCAAACAAAGCGAAAAGAAAACGCGGGCAGCCCUUCAAGGAUACUGUUGAUGUCGAAGAGGAAGACAAGAACAAAGGAUUAUUAGAUGAAAUGCAUGUAGCCUUAGUCAAUCCAGGACCUGAUCUGGUCAUAUGCGACGAAGGGCACCGAAUUAAAAAUUCUCAUGCUAGCAUUAGUAUGGCUUUAAAACAAAUGCGAACAAAACGUAGAAUUGUACUGACUGGUUAUCCAUUACAAAACAAUUUACUGGAGUAUUGGUGCAUGGUUGAUUUUGUAAGACCAAAUUAUCUGGGUACUAAAAGUGAAUUCUGUAACAUGUUCGAGAGACCAAUUCAAAAUGGUCAGUGUAUUGACUCGACACCUCAAGAUAUACGUUUAAUGAGAUAUCGCGCACACGUUUUACAUGCCUUGUUAGAAGGUUUUGUACAAAGAAGGUCCCACUCCGUAUUGCAGAUUUCCUUACCGCGUAAGGAAGAAUACAUUCUUCUUGUUCGGAUGACAACGCAUCAGCGGAAAUUGUACGACACCUUCAUGAAUCAAGUAGUUAAAACACGAGCUGUACCUAAUCCAUUGAAGGCUUUCGCAGUGUGUUGUAAAAUUUGGAAUCAUCCUGAUAUUUUGUACCACUUCUUACGUAAACGGCAGGCUAAUGAAGAAGAUGAUUUAGAUUUAGAAGAAACAAUUGGUGAGAAACCUGCUCCUGGAGGUAAACGGUCAAAAGCUCGACAACCAAAAGGAGAGUCCAAAAAGGGAAAGAAAACGAAUACAACUAUAAAAAAUAAACCAGCCGCUAGUGUGCAGCCCAAUGCCUCCUCGUCAUCCAACACUGAUAAUGCUGAAAAUGAUAAUUCACGUAAUACUCCUAAACAAGGUAACUAUUCUAAUUACCCUCCUAUGACGAUGCCUAAUUCCAGCUAUACAAAUUCUGUGCCACAAAAUUCUUAUCCUCAUGGCUAUCAGAACUAUAGAUCGAAUGAUCAAAACACAUAUUAUAGGAAUGAUAAUAAUCAUACGGAGUAUAAUGAAUUUUACAAUAAUCAAGGAUCACAGAGAUAUGGAAAUCAGUCAUUUCAAACAUAUGCACAAACGCCAGGAUACAGUACAUCACAAAAUUAUUCUCAACAGCCACAAAAUUACAUGCCAAAUAAUGAACAGCCUACAAAUAAUAUUUCUCAAAGAUAUCCAACAGCUCCCAGUAAUUCAGAAUUUCGUCCGGAUCAAAAUCAAGGGAAUAAUUACGAUGUACCUGGGAUGUUUUCACGUCCGUCUUAUCCUUAUCAAGAUCAUGGACACAACUAUGGAUCAAAUUUGAAUCAAGGAUCUAAUAAUUAUUCUCAAAUCCCUAAUCAAUCUUCUUUCCAAUCGCAAAUGCCAAAUCAGUCUGCCAACAUGCCGCUACCAGAUUAUUCGCCGUAUGCAGCAAAUCAGACUCAGAAUUAUAAUUCUGGGACAGGUCAAACAAAUAACAUGUAUUCACGAAAUGACAGCCAGACAUUACAGAAUUCUACUUUGGCGUACAAUGCAAAUCAACAAAAUCAAAAUUCAACGUCUCAAACACCAACAAGCGGAUAUCUUCCAAAUCAGCAAGGGCAAAGUGCAACACCCGGUCAAAAUCGUGGUUUUUCACCUAAUCAACAAAGUCAAAAUCUUCCUUUACAAAGUUCUUCGCAUACUUACGGUGGUUCGCAAUCACAAAAUAUACCAAUACCUAAUCAGCCACACAAUUAUCCCGCUCAGGUAAAUUCAAAUCCUUCGUCACAAACAUCGCUUGCUUUCAAUCAACAAUCUCCAAAUCCUAUGUCACAAAAUCAAUCUAAUCCGUACAUUUCAAAUUCGUCUAAUCAAACUCCAAUUCCACAAAACCAAAUUCGUGGAUAUUCUACAUCAGCUCAGAACCAAAUGAACGUGCAGCAAAAUUCCUCGUAUCCUCCUAAUCAAUUAGCCCCAAACGUACCCACGCAAGCACAUGGGUAUUCUCAAGAUCAACAAGGACCAGUGUCUAAUACGCAAAAUAGUAUGCACGGAUAUUCACAUCUUGUUUCUUCAACAGCACCACAAAAUCAAUCUUAUCCAUCCAACGUACAACAAAACCAAACAGGAACAACGUCAAAUACGAAUCAUGCUUAUAAUUCUAAUCCUCAAGGUUCAGCGCCGAUAGCUCCUACUCCAACUCAUAGGUACGGCAAUUCUCAACAAGGACAAAUGCCACAACCCCAGAAUCAAUCUCAUCCAUACUCUCAAAAUCAGCAAGCACCGACCUCUUUAAAUCAAAGCGAUCAAAUGUAUCCCAGGUCGGAUAAUCAACAACAAACUCAGAAUUAUGCGCCAACGGCUAAUGCUUCGCACGAGUUUUCAACAGAUCGUCAGAGCAAUAGUUCAUCAACUAAUUCUACGAAUAAUUAUCCAGUGAAUCAGCCGCCGCCUCAAAAUGCUGUAUUAUCGAAUUAUCCAUCAGAUAAUGCUCAUCAAAAUCAAGUAAAUCAAAUGAAAGGUUCGGAGGAUCCUUAUUGGCAGAGGAAUUAUUCUCAAUCAUUUCAAUCUGAUCAGUGUAACGAUCCUUAUUAUCGGGAUGUAAACCCUAAUAUGAAUCGAUAUCAGAGUAAUUAUUUCCCACCGCAGAAUUAUCAAAAUCAGUCUUAUAAUUACAAUAAUAAUAAUCACAACAUGGAUAUCAAUGCGCGAACAGAAGAUUCAAAAGUUCCACAGCCUACUACUCAUGCUCAAAGCUCGGCAUCUUCUGAGAAGAAUAAAAAUAACAAAGAAAUGACAUCAAGUAUCGGUGUCCAGAGUCAACCAAUUCAUCAGAAUAAUUUAUCUUCAAGCUCGGGAUAUAGUUCCGAGUCAAAUUGUCAAACUCCAGUACCUAGGUCUAUGCAAACUCUUAAUUCAGUACACAGUCCUCGACUAAAUCAAAAUGAUUUGGUAAAAGAGGAAGAAAAAGAUAAGGAAGAUCUGUUAGAUAAAGAAAAAGAAGAUAAGUCGGACGAUGAGAUUCUUACAAAAGAUGAGGAAAAGGAUUGUAAAAGUUCUCCAGGGGCAAAAGAAGAUCCUGGUAUCCCUUAUGAUUGGGCUACAGAAUUAAUGAAGGGCUAUGUACCAGGAUUAAUUGAUGCAUCUGCUAAAAUGACAUUAUUCUUUUGCAUUCUAGAGGAAGCAAUUAAACUCGGUGAUCGUGUUUUAGCUUUUUCUCAAUCGUUAUUUACAUUGAAUCUCAUAGAAGAUUUUUUAGCAAGAAACAGUUUGAAACAUCCUGAUGGACAAACAGAUGCUUGGAUUAAAAAUGUAAAUUAUUAUAGGCUGGAUGGUAGUACUAGCGCCCUAGAGAGAGAAAAGCUUAUCAAUGAGUUUAAUAAUAAUCCAAAAAUUCAUCUUUUUUUGGUUUCAACGCGUGCCGGUUCACUCGGUAUUAAUCUUGUUGGCGCUAAUCGUGCCAUUGUAUUCGAUGCUUCUUGGAAUCCUUGCCAUGAUACGCAAGCCGUCUGUAGAGUAUACAGAUACGGGCAACAGAAACCUUGUUUCGUUUACCGUUUAGUUACUGACAAUUGUUUAGAAAGGAAAAUAUACGACAGACAAAUUAGCAAGCAAGGAAUGGCGGAUCGUGUAGUCGAUCAAUGUAAUCCAGAUGCACAUCUUUCGUUGAAAGAAGCAACUACCUUAUCUUGGGAGUGGGAAGAAGAUAGUCAAGUACAAGACUUCUCUCAAUCGAAGGACAGUUAUACUGAUGAAGUUAUGCAUCGUGUAUUAGAACUUCAUUCUUCGCUAUUGACGAAACAGCCAUUUCAUCACGAAAGUCUUUUGGUCGAUAGAAAAGAUAAGAAACUUAGUCAAGCCGAGAAGCGACUGGCCCGUCGUGGCUACGAGCUUGAAAAAAUGGCAGCCAAUUGUUCCAGGCCUAGUUAUAAUUAUGUUCCCGGAAAUACGGCCACCAGGGGUGGAUUACAAAUUCGAGCAAUUCGAGGAGGUGAUACUAGUACUACUUCUAAACCCGUCGCAUCAGUAAGACCGAUGCAACAACGCGGUGCUGAAGGUUUGGGUACGCGUAACGUAACAGGAAGUCGAUGGAUUCCAGCCGAAGUAUGGCAAAGGCAAGGAAUGAGCGCGCAAGAAAUGACAUUACCUUUAGAUGUCGUUAUUCCUACCAAUUCACCUGAUAAAGGAAGUAUCGUGUUAAAAGCCGGUCAACGAGUAAUGGUGCUAAAAAGUCCAAAAGGCAUAUACAUGCAACUAGAAUCUGGUAAAAUUAUCGCUAUUCGAACUGCUCUUAAACUAAAUCAACAAAAGCGGGAAGAGGAGCCGAAGAAAGGUGUAGCAUCAAUAGCGCAAAGAAAUUCGAAACCUGAAGUUGGAUUCCCAUUGAGGAAUAAUUCAGCGAUUUCUAUAAUACCGAAGUCUUCUUCCAGCAAUCAACCGAGUGCUCGUUCAAUUAAUAAACCAGGAAGCGGCCCUAAUUACAGGCCAUUUGCUGAUAAAGAAGCUUCGAAAAGACCGAAACCUGUUGCCACCGCGACUGCUAAACCUUAUUUAAGUCAAGUUAACUUGACGAAUCAAGUUUCUUUGCACAGGUUAUCAAAAGUAAAGCAAGAACCGGUGGAUCAUUCAACAUUAGGAGAAAAUUCAAAUUCGUCAGACGGUCAACUUAGAACUGAACAAAGAGUGGAAGAAGUCAGAUUAGAGGAUGUGGUCGCGGAAGUGAGUUCGAAUACAGCCUACAGUCCUCCUAAUCAUAACCGUGUAACAAAUUCAGACACUGACAAUCCUGUACAAAAAUCAUCUGAGGAAAAUAAUCAAGUAUAUACUCCGGAUUCCGUAUCUGCGCAAGGUGUCCAAACACAUGACCACGCGGAAACGAAAUUGCCGUCAAAGAUUGAUAAGCAGUGUUCUACUCCAAUUGAGAAAGAAGUAACAAAAACACGUGCAACUGACACGUUAGCAAAUUACGAGCAAGGUUUCCAAACUCAAUCAGAAAAAAGAGAUAUAGCUAAUGAUGAAAUUAUAAUUGAAGAUCCCCCAUCAGUAUCAUCUCAAGCACAAUCGCAAAUACCAUCUCAAAUACCACAGCAGGUACCUCCGCAAGUGCAAACGCAAUCAUUACAAGUAUCACCGCAAGUACAGUCACAACCAGCGCAGUUACCACCACAGGUACCAUCUCAGAUGCCACCGCAGGUACCACCGCAAGUACCACCUCAAAUACCACCUCAAGUACCACCUCAAAUACCACCGCAGGCAUCACCUCAGAUUUCAUCUCAAUUAUCAACGCAAGCGCCACAACAUAUACCACAUCAAGCAUCGUCCCAAACACCACAAGUUGCUACGCAAUCGACGCUAGCUGCUGCUCCAUUGCCUUCGUUACUAUUGACCCAGCAGCCUACACCAUCGGCUAUGCAAAUACCAUCAACACCUACGUUAAGAGAUACGGAAGUCUCCAAAACUAUAACAGAUUCAAGUAUCGGCUCUUCUGCAACAUCCGUAUGUACUGAAACAAAUACAAUAACAACUGCAAAAACAGCAGAACCAAGUAUGCGUGAAACUUCUAUACAAAGUGAACCACCCAACGUUCCACAAGGCUAUCUUUACGCUCAAUAUCCACGAUACUACGAUUAUAGUGAUCCACGAUCAAGAUCAUUAUCUACUCCUUAUGGUACAUACUUCCCUGGUGUUCCACCUCAUGCAGCAAAUCCUAGGCUACCAAUGGAUACUGCUAAGACGCAAACAGACUUAGCAAAACCGAUCGAAGAGAGGACGAUGAUGAAUGUACCUUCCGCAUAUUCGCAAAUACCUAAUACAACUGCCAAAACAGUAGCCAAUACAACGGAAACAAAAGGUGCAGAAGCAAUGGUGACUACGACAAUUGCUGCUACUCCCACUAGAGACGAUACGCACAUACCUACUGCGUUUAGUCAUCCAACGAGUAGUCGUUACCCUGGACCGUAUCCUCCAGGACCGUACGAUCCAUAUUCACAACACUACCCUCCUGCGCCUGCCUCUUCUGCGACGUAUCCACCGGCUGUAGGUGCUCCCGGGUAUCCAACAUACGGUGGACCGAGCUACAACACGGAUUACGCUCGGAUGUACACAGCAUUUCAUGGCCCUCCUCCGCCGACUGAUCCAUAUAUACACAGAGGUUACGCACCCCCUUCUUCGCAUCCGCCAAAUUAUUAUCCUUCCUUCCCACAUCCACCGCCGCCUUACCCAAAUUAUUCAUUUUUGUCUCCAUAUCCAAAUCCCAAUAUACCUAGCGAGCCACAACCACCUGCUCAGUAGAAAACUGAGGUGGUAUAAUGAAUAAACAAUUAGUUCAAUAAUAAUUUCGUAUAUAAAAUGUUGCAUACUGCGAAAGUUCAAAGGCUAUCGCGAUUCAGAAGCUUAAUAGACUGAAGCUGUAAAACGCAUUGAUGUAAAUAUUUAGUCACAAGUAUUAUAUUAAGAUAAAAGGUACUUUUGUUUAAAAAGUACCGUGUUCCGUGUCGAAGGACACGAGAUAAUCUCAAUUAACUUCGAACUGUGCAAUUUGUUGAAACGUUUAGAAUAUUUAGCCUUGACUAUCAUGUCGUUUUAUGAUGCGUUUAUUUGAUUAAACAGUUAUCAGUGAUGAGUACAAAUAAUUUCUCAAUUUGAUAUUCCAUAGCUUUUUACAUAGGAAUACUUGACCUUCACAUACAAUGUAACCAUUUCGGUUAUAAUUUGUAUGAUAUGAAUUUUACUUCUUUUAUUGUAAUUUUAACAUUAGAAUAUUUUUUUAAUUUUUAAGCAUUUUACUGUUUUAAAUCAUUGUGUUUCUAUUGAUGAAAAGCUUAAAGAUAAGGAUGGUUCUAGGGGUAUUAAAUGAGAAAUAAUUUGUAUUUUUUACAUGGAUAAUAUCAAGAAAAAAGGAAUGCUGUAUACUAUUGUUUAGCUUUGUGUAUAAAUUAACUGCACUUUUAUAUUCUGUAACCAAAAGCAGGGAGGUAUCAUUCUGAACAAGCGUAAUACUCAGAAAAUAAUAUAAAAUAUAAGAGAAGAGUAAAAGCAUUCAUUAAAUUUUAUACACCAGCAUUCCAUACGCAUCUUCGAUUUUAUAUAUACAGUGAAUAGAAAUACACGUAACGUCGUUUUAAAAUCAAUUGACUUUUUGUAUGAAUUAAUUUGUAAAGAGUGAUGGAUCAUUACGUAUUAAUGAUAUUGUUUAAAGAUAUAUUUAAAAAAUGUACUAAUACUUUUUGGGAAGAUUAGGUACAUUAAAAAUUAAUAUUUUUAAUAUUACGAUUAAAUCAUGUAUAAUUUACGAAAGAGCAUUUUUUAUUACAUGCUAUUCAUCACUCUGUCAUAGAAAUAAAUUGGAGACUGCGCAUCGUUACUUCGGUUUCCAUAGAUACAAUAUUUAAUAACUAAAUAAAGGAUUCGGCUUCAUUUACAUCAUAUGCUCUGGAUCUUUGUGUCGCAUCUGAAUUUUUACAUACAUUACUACAGUAUUCACUUGGAACAUUUAGCAGCCAGUAUACAGUUUACAGCAUCCUUAGCAAGUUGUAUAUGACUAUGUAUUACCACUAAACGUUACUUCUGAAUAUGAAUUUCUGAAAUAGAUAUUCUCAAAGUAGCAUGUAGGAUUGUUGUUAACUAGGAUGUCUCUCUUACAGUUCAUGACUGUCUCGGAAUACGAAUAAAAUGAGGGAUUAGGGAGAACCAUGAUUCUCAGAAGCGACUUCUCAAACUCGGAACUGUGAUAUUUUGUCAUAUUCUCGUGUAACAUUUUUGCUUGUACAUUUUUUAUUUAGGGUCAAACUUUGACUUUGACCCUUGCAUAAAAUUAAGGCGCGAAUGAUGUUAGCGUAUUGAAUUGGUAUUGUGUAUUUAUGUUAAUGCAAGUCAAUCGGGAGUAUGAGCACGAGAUUUUUAAUCAAUUUUCCAAGUCGGGGGUAUAGAGCCGCACGCGUGUUUAUCAUGGUGCUCCCUUUUAAACAUAUAGGCAAAUUAUGAUAGAAAAUAAGCACUCACGCUGGAUACUAUUAGUAUGUGUUUCUGUAUUGAAUCUGUCGCGUGUUUGCUAGAAAGGGGGAAACAUUGACAUCUUACACAGUGUGUAUGUACGUGUUGUGAUUGCACGUUUUCUAGAUUUUAAGUGUACAGGUUUUACACGUGACGUGAAUAUUAACUUAAGAUUGGUAAGAUGUACAUCCGCAAACAGACGACAGAAUUCCAUUGCUAAAUACAUACGAGAUUAUAUUUACGAAAGAUGAAAUGAUUAUUUUGACUCUGUUAUAGCUUUUUUGCCAUUUACAUACUUGUAAAUACCCAUUAUUUACAUUUCAUACUUUAUUUAUUACUAUACAUUAUCCAUUAUCACUUUCUGAUGUCAGAGAAUUGCUCUUAUGUAAAAUAAAUUGUUUACAUGGAUCAAGAUUGGUUUGAUUGUAGUAUUGCUAUGCAGACAAUAUAAAUACAUACGCAUAGAAUUAAUAACUUAAUACUUAUAUAUCGGAUUAAUAAGAUUGCAAUUACGAAAUGAAUCUAUCCGUAAAAAUUUCAUUAUCCUUGCGGAAGCACGAAAACCUCCUUGAUUACAUCGUUUCGUUGUAUGCACAUUAUGCGAUUUAAUGUGUCAAGUACGAGUUAGGUUUAUUAAAAAGUUAUAAUUGA